UCCCUGCAGAAUCCCACGGGCGACAUGCUAUACCCUACAACUUGAACAGGGAUCCAAGUGGAAUUGACUUCCUGUUGGCGUACCAUUUCCUCUUCCCCUCUAGCCUGCGGUGGGAGGGCCCAGGAAGUCCUGCCCAGCAACGCCCUGGUAUUGGCUUCCUCAGAGCCCAUUUCGCCCUCACUGGCUGGUGGGUGGGCACAAGACCCAAGAAAGCUCUCGAACACUGUUCCCACUUCCGGUAAAGGGGUCUUGACUAGAGGUUGGGCCAAGCAGAGGAGAAAGAGGUGUGGCCGCGAGUAGGUACUGUGACUGCAGACGCUAGGAGGCAGAAAUCCCGACGGAAAUAGGUCUCUUUCUUACUGUGACGCGGUGCCUAGGCCGUGUAACAGAAGAACCAUGUUCCGGCUUGUGUCCAUGAAUCUUGUCUUCUUGGAGGAGAGCGAAGACCAGGAGGCAGAGAUUGCGCCGCCAUGGAGACUUCUAGAAGGUAACACUGAUCUGACAGCUCUGCAGGGUGCAGUGGCAAGUGCCUGUGCUGAUCGUGGCCUCUCUGCUGCAUCUAUCUUCCUUGUUACUGAUGUGUCUGGCCGUGUACCUCUGAGCACUAGGCAGAACAUUACUCCUGUUGUGGAAGGAGAUGGAACAGCUCAGGCGGGUGAUCACAGCCGUAGCUCCCACGAUGAUGGGCCAGGAGAGUACUACAGGAGCGUUUCAUUGCGCUGUCUUAGCUCUAGAAUGGGUGGUGCUAACUGCAGUAAUCAUACAUGUUACUUCUCUUUGGAUAUUGUUUCUACAGAUUUUGAUCCUUAUCCACGGGACUGCGUGCAAGUUGUGUUUUCUAGCCUGCCAGACACACAGAGCAGAAAGGUCCUCUCAGUGAAGCCUCGAGGACAGAGGCACGUGCGUGAGGUGCGCAUUACUAGUGUACAUGGAAGAAAUGGGGUGAUAGAUCAUACAACCUUCUUCACCUUGGAUUCUGUGAAACUUCCUGAUGGAUACAUGCCUCAAAUCCAUGAUGUCGUCAAUGCUGUCGUAGUGGAAAGUGUUCAUGCAGGCUAUAUUUGCAGAGCAGUCCUUAUUACCCCAUGUGAAUAGACUAAAAACACAACUUGGUUAUUUUCUUUGUAUCCUUUAUUCUAUAGGUAACACAGGGCACAGUACAAGUGUGUUUUGAAAAAAAAAAAAAAACAACUAGUAGACCUAAGUACUUAUUUCUUACAUUUUCAAAUGCUGAGCAUGUUAGGUUAAUGAAUUCUGUGUUCCUGAAAAUGUUCAUCGUUUUUCAUUAUUAAAGGCAUUUUCCUCUUCAUCCUAAUGACC
Messenger RNA from Oryctolagus cuniculus (rabbit), 1320 nucleotides. RefSeq names its product cancer/testis antigen 55. The record is from RefSeq and is a predicted model, not a curated record. NCBI's taxonomy places the organism in Eukaryota, Metazoa, Chordata, Mammalia, Lagomorpha, Leporidae.